Messenger RNA from Chironomus riparius, 1557 nucleotides. Lineage: Eukaryota; Metazoa; Arthropoda; Insecta; Diptera; Chironomidae. The record is from the annotation of a GenBank genome assembly.
AUAAAUCGUAUUUUGUGGUAUCAUUAUUAUCAAAAUUUGAUGAUAUUGAGAGAAUUAAAAUUUGCAUGUAAAUUGUAUUAAUAUUUUGCUGAGUAUAAGAGAGGACUGUUGACAAGCGCAGACAUGCAAAAUAGAACAAUAUAGAAAAGAAGAAGGGAUGAAAAUGUCAUAGAAGAAAUAUGAGAGUGUGAGUAAAUAAGAGUAAAAUUAUGAAGUGAGGUGCAAUAAAGUUGAGAAUGAAGAAAAAAUUACUACCCUAUGGAAUUAUGUUUGUAUGUACACAUACAUAUCAGUGGUUUUAUGCCAAUUUGUUUUAUAUUUAUGUUGAAAAUUCUCGAGUAAUGACAUUCAGUUGUUAACUGUUUGUAGAGCUGAUGUGACGUGCUUUCUUUUUUGCUCCUGUUAAAAAAAAUUGUGGCUUUAAAAUAUCAAAAGUGAAGCAUUAUAAAGAAAAUAAGUCAAUCAAGAAUUUGAUUAAAAAGUGAUUAAAAAAACAACAAGCGGAAUAGAAGGAUAGUUUUUAAUAAUUGUGAUAGAAAAGUGCAGAAUAAUUAAAUAAAUCUAAAUGAUAAUGAUGAGUGCAUUAAAUAUUGAACGAGGUCUACGGACAUCGUCACAAAAUAGUCCUAUAUCAAAACCUCGUGCAGUUUACAGUAUUGAUCAAAUUUUAGGAAAUCAUAAUCAUCAUCGAAGAAAUACAAUUAAUGAUCAUGAGAACUCAUUAAAAAUCGAUACAAAUGACAGUCAUGAUGUGGGCGUUGAUGUUGACAAUGAUGAUGAUAUGCCAGUUAUGGGGGAUAUUGAUUCAACAGAUCAUGACUCUAAUGAUAUGUCGCGGCCUAGGAAAAUAAGAAGGUCUAGAACUACAUUUACGACUUAUCAACUUCAUCAAUUGGAAAGAGCAUUUGAGAAAACACAAUAUCCAGAUGUUUUUACACGUGAGGAGUUAGCUAUGCGAUUAGACCUUAGUGAAGCUAGAGUACAGGUUUGGUUUCAAAAUCGUCGAGCGAAGUGGCGAAAAAGAGAAAAGGCAAUGGGACGUGACACAACUACAUUUUUACAUCAUGAACAAGGUAUGCCUGAUUUUUCCAUGGGAAUUCCACUUCCUCACAAUUUGGCGCAUCCGGCAGAUUUUUGGACUCCAGGAUUCGGUAUUCACCCUACACUUAUACCAACUGCAAACCAUAUGCUUCAUCCAAACUUAAUACCAAAUUACAAAAUUCCAAAUAUUCAUGCUAUAAUGCAAUAUAUGGGACUUAAUAGUUUAUUUAAUGGUGACCGUGCCGGUAGUAAUAAUAAUUUUGCAACAUCGCCGCAAAACUUAUCAAUCAAUACAUCUACAACAACAAGAUCAAGCAGUCCAUCUCAAAAUAGUCCUGUAGAAAGUCCUACAAAAGAAAUUGAAAAGUAAAAUAUAAAAAUUAAACAAUAAUCAUCUUAAAAAUGUAUGUGACAUCGAAUUUAUUAUGAUAAGUAAAACAUUUCUGAGAUAUUUAAUCAUAAGAAUUAACUUACAAUUUAAAUUUUUACAUUACCCGCCAUAAAUUGAGCUUCUUU